Molecule: messenger RNA, 993 nt
Organism: Cryptomeria japonica (Japanese cedar)
Lineage: Eukaryota; Viridiplantae; Streptophyta; Pinopsida; Cupressales; Cupressaceae
Product: non-functional NADPH-dependent codeinone reductase 2-like
Exons: 5
Coding region: 1-993 (330 amino acids)
Cellular component (GO): cytosol
Molecular function (GO): aldose reductase (NADPH) activity
Source: RefSeq, a predicted model, not a curated record
AUGACUGAGGUUGUAACUGUAACACUGAAUAACGGGGCAAAGAUGCCUGUAGUAGGCUUUGGUUUGGCAGAAGAUAAUAUCAUGAUAGGCAAGGUGUCUGCACCAGUCGAUCAUAUUAAGGCCUCAGUGCUUUCAGCCAUUCAGGUUGGUUAUCGAACAUUUGAUACUGCAAGCAUUUACUUAACAGAACGUGCACUGGGAGAAUCUUUGAAGGAAGCCUUUGAGAGGGGCCUUGUAUCUCGCCAGGAAGUGUUUGUUUCCUCCAAGCUGUGGGGCACUGACUGCUAUCCUCAGGAUGUCAUUCCUAGUCUCAGAAAAAGCUUAGAGGCAUUGAAAUUAGAAUACUUGGAUUUGUAUCUGAUUCACUGGCCUCUAGCCCUAAGGAAGGGUGACAUGCAUCGUCUUCUAACAGCGGAUGAUGUUGUAGCAAUGGAUAUCCAAGGUUUUUGGCAGGCAAUGGAGAGUUGUAUUGAACUUGGUCUCGCCAGAGCAAUUGGAGUCAGUAACUUUUCCUCUAAGAAGAUUAACGAUAUUCUUGCGUUUGCAAAGAUACCUCCUGCUGUAAAUCAGGUUGAGAUGCAUCCUGUUUGGCAGCAGAAGAAAUUGAGGGAGUAUUGUAAGAGUGUGAACAUCCAUGUUUCCGCGUGGUCGCCAUUAGGAGGUCCAGGAAAUUCAUGGGGAACAAACAAUACAUUGGAUAAUCCUGUAAUUAAAGAGAUUGCGGCUAAACAAUCCAAAACUCCUGCUCAGCUGAUUGCUUACGUAGCAUUGCGUUGGGGAUUAGAAAAUGGCGUAAGUGUGAUAACGAGGAGUUUCAAACCCGUAAGGAUAUCACAGAACUUCCAAGUAUUUGAUUGGAAAUUGGACGAGGAAGACCACGAAAAGAUUGGUAACAUAACACAAGAACCAACACAUCUUGUGAGGAACAUGUUCGUGAAUCCAAUCAAUGGUCCUUUUAAAACUGCUGAGGAAUUAUGGGAUGACGAAAUCUAA